AUGCGUAAUUUAAUAUUUAUUAUAGGCGUGUUUUGCGUAACCGAGGGCGGAAACUUGAUAAUUUCACCAAUAACCGUGUGGACGGUGUUGGCGGUCAUAGCUGAAGGUGCUACACAUAACACACUAAAGGAAAUAGGUAGUGCAAUUCGAGUAAAUCCAAAAUAUAAAGAUAAAGUCAAGCAAGAGUACCAAAGCCUCCUUCACUGGCUGCAAGUUAUUACACCUACAAUUGAACUUCAAAAAUUUAAUGCCUUAUUUGUUGAUGAUCGAAACAGACCCCUGAAAGAUUUUCAAGAUGUUGCCAAAGAUUAUGAUACUAGGAUGAUAAGCGUCAACUUCACAGACUCAGAGAGGACUUCACAAUUAGUCAACACUGCCAUUAACACUGUUACACAUGGGCGCAUACCAGCAUUGGUCAGCAGUGCAGAUUUAGAAAGUGCUAAUUUACUGUUUAGUAAUAUAUCAUUAGAUACAGUGUUUGAUGAAUUAAAGGUAGCAGUCGAAGAAUAUGGAGACGAUGAAGUUGAUUGCUUUGUCCCAAGAUUUAAGAUAGAAUCCAGUCUCUCUAUGAUACAAACCACUAAA
This is a messenger RNA of Brenthis ino (lesser marbled fritillary), 585 nucleotides long. Lineage: Eukaryota; Metazoa; Arthropoda; Insecta; Lepidoptera; Nymphalidae. The record is from the annotation of a GenBank genome assembly.